AUGGCUGCUUCCUUCGCUCGCCUGGCGGGCAAUGCGCCCAAAAGGCUCUGCCUCCGCCCCUCCACCAUCCUAAACACAUCAGUCCCCCGUUCGCGCUCGCUAGCCACCUCUGUCCCGCGCCGACAUGCAGAGGCCACCAGCUACCAGGCCACCAGACUCAUUCCGACCGACCCGACCUUCACGUCCCUCGCCAACAAGGGGGGGCCCGAGGACCCGGAAGCUGCUGCUCUGGAGUCCGAGGCCGAGGGAUUGGACCGUAAGAUCCGUCACUACACCGUCAAUUUCGGUCCUCAGCAUCCCGCUGCUCACGGUGUGCUUCGUCUGAUUCUCGAGCUCAAUGGCGAGGAAAUCGUUCGCUCCGAUCCCCACGUCGGUUUGCUACACCGUGGCACGGAGAAGUUGAUCGAGUACAAGACCUACAUGCAGGCCCUGCCUUACUUCGACCGACUGGACUAUGUCUCCAUGAUGACGAACGAGCAGUGCUUCUCGCUGGCUGUCGAGAAGCUGCUGAAUAUCGAGAUCCCGGAGCGUGCCAAGUGGAUUCGCACGUUGUUCGGCGAGAUGACUCGUGUACUGAACCACCUCAUGUCCGUCCUCUCGCACGCUAUGGACGUUGGUGCUCUAACCCCUUUCCUGUGGGGGUUCGAGGAGCGUGAGAAGCUCAUGGAAUUCUACGAGCGUGUCUCCGGUGCUCGUCUCCACGCUGCCUACGUCCGCCCUGGCGGUGUCUCGCAGGACUUGCCCCUGGGUCUUUUGGAUGAUAUCUACCAGUGGGCCACGCAAUUCGGUGACCGCAUCGACGAGACCGAGGAGCUGCUCACGGACAACCGUAUCUGGAAGGCAAGAACCCAGGGUGUGGGUGUUGUCCCCGUUGCGGAUGCCCUGAGCAUGAGUUUCACCGGUGUCAUGCUCCGUGGCUCUGGUGUUCCCUGGGAUAUCCGCAAGUCGCAGCCGUACGACGCCUAUGACCAGGUGGAGUUUGACGUUCCCGUCGGUGUGAACGGCGACUGCUACGACCGAUACCUGUGCCGGAUGGAGGAGUUCCGCCAGUCUCUACGCAUCAUUCACCAGUGCCUGAACAAGAUGCCCGCCGGCCCCGUUCGUGUUGAGGACUACAAGAUCUCGCCGCCGCCCCGUGCCGCCAUGAAGGAGAACAUGGAGGCUUUGAUCCACCACUUCCUGCUCUUCACCAAGGGUUACUCCGUGCCCCCCGGGGAGACAUACUCGGCCAUUGAGGCGCCCAAGGGUGAGAUGGGUGUGUUCCUGGUCAGCGACGGCAGCGAGCGGCCCUACCGCUGCAAGAUCCGUGCGCCCGGUUUCGCCCACUUGGGUGGCUUUGACCAGGUGUCUCGUGGCCACUUGCUGGCUGAUGCUGUCGCCAUUAUCGGUACUAUGGAUCUGGUGUUCGGUGAGGUCGACCGGUAA
This is a messenger RNA of Penicillium lagena, 1425 nucleotides long. Its product is annotated as NADH-quinone oxidoreductase subunit D. Gene Ontology annotation, molecular function: NAD binding; quinone binding; NADH dehydrogenase (ubiquinone) activity. NCBI's taxonomy places the organism in Eukaryota, Fungi, Ascomycota, Eurotiomycetes, Eurotiales, Aspergillaceae. The record is from RefSeq and is a predicted model, not a curated record. The transcript has 3 exons. The coding region runs from base 1 to 1425 and encodes 474 amino acids. Gene Ontology annotation, biological process: mitochondrial electron transport, NADH to ubiquinone.